Molecule: messenger RNA, 5766 nt
Organism: Drepanopeziza brunnea f. sp. 'multigermtubi' MB_m1
Lineage: Eukaryota; Fungi; Ascomycota; Leotiomycetes; Helotiales; Drepanopezizaceae
Source: RefSeq, a predicted model, not a curated record
AUGGAUUCACGCAGCUCGAUUCCCGCAGCAGCUAGCAACUCCGGCAGAACCACAACCGCAACCACUGCUACAACCACAACUACAACUACAACUAGAACCACACCCACACCCACUCCCACUCCCACAUCCGCAUCCACAUCUACCUCCAGAAUCACGAGAGCGGCGUCCAAGGCAGCCAGCUCGUCAGAAUCUUCCGCUGCUUCUGCAGGAGCUUCCGCACCCGUUCCGAAUCAACCUCCCCCUCCGCCCACAUCGGCGGCGAGAAAGCGCAAGGCGCCCGCCAGAGAGACCAGUCCCGUCCCCGAGCCGGCACCAGCAAAGGUAUCAUCGGGUAGACGUACCAAGCGUCAGAAGGUCGUGGAGUCAGAUACAGCAGUCCCUGCACCUUCUGUACCUCCUGCCCUUAAAGCAUCUGUUCCGUCUCGCCUUCGAAAGGGAAAGACUCCUGCGGUUAUGUCUAGUCCUGGUGAUUCUGCCGGUCCAUCCAACGAUCCCCCCUCGACCGUCUCGGGCUCCUCCAAACGCAAGUCAUCCAGAAAACAGAAGAGUGGUCAAGGUUUGUCACUCCGCAUGGCGAAACCAUCUGCGGCACACCUAACGAACGCAAAAGCAGAUGCAACGGCCACCCCAAGCUCCGCUCGCCGAUCGAAGAAGGCAGUCAGUGGCACUAAGGACGGCGAGAACGCGGAUCACACCCCAGACGACAAACUUCCGCCUCCUCCUGGCGACGACGAUGGUAGCGAUGAUAACGAAGACGAAGAGAUGGCCCAUCACUACGACGAAGAAGACGACGAUGACCCGUUCGGAGGGUUUGGUGGCCCUGGAGGACCUCCUCAUGGAUUGUCGAGCACAUUGAGAGCUCUGAGUGGCAUGAUGUCUGGAGUCUCUACGAGACUGCGGGAUAUUCUGACCAAUAUGAAGCAAAAGGAUGACCCAUCAGUACAGUUAAUCGCACUCCAAGAACUAUCUGAAAUUCUGUUGGUAUCCACGGAAGAUAAUCUUGCCGGACACUUCUCCCCCGACGCCUUUGUCAAAGAGCUUGUUGUACUGAUGCAGCCUUCUGAUUUCGGAGAGGAGAACCCAGAGAUGAUGCUCCUGGCCUGUCGCUGUAUUGCAAAUUUGAUGGAAGCUUUACCAGCUAGCACCGCAAAUGUCGUGUACGGAGGGGCUGUUCCCGUUCUCUGCGCGAAGCUAUUGGAGAUUCACUUCAUCGAUUUGGCUGAGCAGGCCCUGAGCACCCUCGAGAAGAUCUCAGUCGAAUACCCCUCAGCCAUUGUUCGUGAAGGAGGUCUAACUGCUUGCUUGACAUAUCUUGACUUCUUUCCCACUAGUACACAAAGAAGCGCUGUGACUACCGCUGCUAACUGUUGCCGGAACAUCGCAGAGGAAUCCUUCAGCAUCAUCAAGGACGUAAUGCCAAUAUUGCUGAACGUGCUCAGUUCAAACGAUCAAAAGGUUGUCGAACAAGGCUCCCUUUGUGUCUCACGAGUUGUAGAGAGUUUCCGAUACCACCCUAGCAAGCUAGAAGAGCUUGUCAGUACCGACCUGCUCAAGGCCAUUCUCCGACUGUUAUUACCAGGCACAACAAAUCUCAUUGGGCCAAGUAUCCACACACAAUUCUUGAGAGUGCUGGCGUUCACAGCCAAAGCCAGUGCAAGACUGUCUGCAGAGCUAUUCAAGAUGAACGUUGUUGAGACGCUAUACCAAAUCUUGACCGGCGUGUCUCCUCCGGAUGCUACAGAAAAUGUAUCGUCGAAGCUAGACAGCGUCGUGGUUAUGCAAGCCCUGAUCCACAGACCCCGUGAGCAAGUCAUUGAAACACUCAACGUCAUUUGUGAGUUGCUGCCCGGAAUGCCUAGAGAUUCUGCCAUGACCGCCGAAGAUCUCCUGGAUACCGACGCUUCAUCCGCUGCGGCUACUGCUUCUUCAUCGGGCUCUAGAAAGAAGUCGUCGAAUGAGAAGCGACUCGAACUUCUCGAGGGAUGCAAGGACGAGGUGAAGAGAUUCGCUAUUAUCCUUUUCCCGACGUUAACGGAUGCAUUUUCGAGCACAGUCAACUUGAGUGUACGACAGAAGGUAUUGACGGCGCAGAUCAAGAUGCUGUCCAAUCUCGACCAAGAAAUUUUGAUGGAGGCACUUCGAACUGUGCCAUACGCCUCUUUCCUAGCCGCAAUCCUGUCCCAGCAAGACCACUCCAGUCUUGUAAACUAUGCUCUCCAAGCAGCAGAAUUAUUGCUGGCUCGCCUUGAUGACAUCUACCGCUAUCAGUUCUAUCGCGAGGGGGUCAUUACAGAGAUUGCAAAGAUUGCUACCAUCCAAGAAGUUACCAAGCCUGUGACUGAAGAGCCUCCGCCUAUCGAAGUUGCGGAGCCUGUCGAAGUUGCGGAGCCUUGCGAAGCCAGUAAGGCUGGGAGAAUAUCCCAGAAGGCCAGCCGUGUACCGGGAGACGAUGACGACGAUUCUUCGGACGAGGAUCACGACGAGGACAAUGACAAUGAUAAUGAUCACGAUGAUAACCAAGAUGAUAUCAGUCCAUCUCCUAGUUCUCGGGGAUCUACGAUGUCUCUCGACGGCCCACCACAAAUUCUCCCCACAGAUGCCACCAGCAUGCAGCAGCUUAUUGCCAUGCGAGCCCAAAGAUUUCUGGAUGUGCACGAAAAUGAGAAGAGUAGCAAGGGCCUGAAGAAGGAAGCCACUAAAAUUUUAACAAGCCUACAAGAACUGGCAUCAGACAUCGAGGCUCACUACUUGCAUGGCAAGCCAGGUGAUGGAAUCAAGCUUUUCAGUACCCUUGCAGAGUCAUUUGAUGGCGAUGUUUUGGAGAGUGUCACCAGCGCUGAAUUGCUCAACUCCGAAGUUGUCCGAGUGUUGCUCGAAGUUUUCAACAACCCGGACGAGAACCUCAGCAACAGUGCUCGCUCAGCCUUCCUGGAAGUCUUCAUGGGUCGAACUGUUGCCAAUAAGCCCAAGACCACCAGCGCCGAGUCUCCUGCUACACCUUUCAGCAUCCUCGUUCACAAGCUGCAAGACCUGUUAAGUCGCUCGGAACAUUUUGAGGUGUUCACUGUUCACCAGAAUACCUUUGAUGGAAACAGGAGCAGUGCUGCAUCGAUGUUAGCCAAGCAGAUUCGCUUGAAGCUUGUGGCAGGCGAUGACUCUGAGAUCCCAAAGAUGUAUCAAAAUAUCAUGGUGUCUAUCCACGCUAUUGCAACAUUCAAAGCUCUCGAUGAUUAUCUCCGUCCUAGAAUCAGUCUCUCAGAGCGUCCACCCAGAGUAUCGAGAAGAGAGGGUAUCACGAAUGCGUUGGCUGCUCUUGCGGCCGCGGGCAUGCCCAAUCCUUACGCUGGUACAGCUCCGAGCCGUCUUCUGGAACGAGGUUUGACGUCGGCGAAUGCUGCCACGCCCAGCGCUCCUCCACCCGCAUCUCGAGGCUCUCGAAAGUCGAAAUCCAAGACAGCUCCAGGACUUGCAGCUGCUGGUGGACCUUCCUCCACAAACACUCCCAAGGAGAAGACCAGUGCUCGGCGGUCAAGCAGACGUCAAGCCCAGGCAGAAACACCAGUCCCUCCCCCAUUGCAAGAAGAGGACAGUCUGGCCAGAGCUCUGGAAUGUGCCGACGAACGACAACUGACCGAGGACGAUGACAUGGACAUGGAGGAUAGCGCUGCUCUAGAUGCCAUCGUAGGAGACUUGGAGGAAGAAAUGGAAGAUGAGCCUCUGGGUGACCCCACGGCCGUCAAUCUCGAAGUGGCCGUUGGAGGCAAGGUCACCGCUCGCAAAGAGACAGGAGAAAGAGUCGGUACUCCAUCGCAGAUGCCAGGCAGCAAUGCCCGCAGCGCCUCGGCACUGCCAGCUGCAGCUGCGCAAGCAGCGUUGACCACACCCAGCACAUCGUCUCGGCCAAUGUCUUAUGCUGCUGCCAUUCAAGCUAUACCUCAGGACUGGCACAUCGAGUUCAGUCUUGACGGUAAGGUUAUUUCUAACGAGACGACCAUCUACCGGGCGGUCCACAGCACUUCCACAACUGUCGAUGAUGGAAGCAGCAGAAGCGUCUGGUCGGCUGUCCAUCCAAUCAGCUUCAAGCGCGUCCCAGGCCCACCAGCUCCUGAGCCUACUUCCCUCACACAGGCUCCGGAGAUUAGCACAGAGACAACUGCAUCUGGUAUUCCAGCCUCUUUGGACAAGCACCCGGCUACAUCAUCCAUCGUUCGAUUGCUCAACAUUCUACAUGCUCUGAACGCGAACCUGGAUGACGUUCUGGCCGAGAACAAGGACACCGUGAAGCUCAACGCCGAGCCACUUUCGCAAUUUGUCAACACAAAGCUUACCGCCAAGCUCAAUAGACAGCUCGAAGAGCCUCUCGUCGUUGCGAGUAAUUGCCUACCAAGCUGGAGUGAGGAUCUGGCCCGCCUUUACCCAUUUCUCUUUCCUUUUGAGACUCGACACCUCUUCCUGCAAUCAACUUCAUUUGGAUAUGCUCGAUCCAUGACCAGAUGGCAAAACGCCCAAUCUGCCGAUGAAUCCCGCCGUGAUCGUCACCGUGACGAGCGCCCCUUUCUCGGCCGCUUGCAACGUCAAAAGGUACGAAUCUCUCGAUCCAAGAUUUUGGAGAGUGCCCUGAAAGUCAUGGAACUUUACGGUGCUUCCCAGAGUAUCUUGGAGGUCGAGUAUUUUGACGAAGUUGGUACCGGCCUCGGACCGACCUUGGAGUUUUAUUCAACUGUCUCAAAGGAGUUCUCCAAGAAGAAGCUCAAGCUCUGGCGCGAGAUGGAGACCAGUGAUUCAGACGAGUAUGCUUUUGGGACCCGAGGUCUUUUCCCUGCGCCCAUGAGCGAGGAGCAGGCAUCCAAUGAGAAUGGAAAGCGGAUCCUGCACAUCUUCAAGAUGCUCGGAAAGUUCGUUGCCAGAUCGAUGAUUGAUUCUAGAAUCAUCGACGUUUCCUUCAACCCAACUUUCUUCCGCAUCGGUGACGAAUCGAAGACGGUACCUCCCUCUUUGGGAGCUGUGAAGACAGUGGACCCACAGUUGGCAAAGUCCCUGAAGUUGAUCAAGAAGUAUGCCGUUGCGAAGAAAGCCAUCGACGAGAACCCCAAUCUCACCCCCGCUCAGAAAGUAGCCAACGCAGAGGCGCUAACGAUUGAUGGUAUGAGAAUCGAUGACUUGGGGCUUGACUUCACUCUUCCUGGUUACGCCAUCGAUUUGCUGCCCCAUGGAUCAUCGAUCUCGGUAACUAUUGACAACGUUCAACUUUACUUGGACAGAGUCAUCGAUAUGACUUUGGGUAGUGGUGUGGCGAGACAAGUCGAUGCGUUUAGAACAGGAUUCACACAAGUCUUCCCAUAUACUGCAUUGAGUGCGUUCACACCCGAUGAGUUGGUGAUGCUGUUUGGUCGCAUCGAAGAAGAUUGGACACUUGAAACUCUCAUGGAUUCUAUCAAGGCCGAUCAUGGCUUCAACAUGGACAGCAAGAGUGUCAGAAACUUGCUUCAGACUAUGAGCGAGUUGACGCUGCCUGAGCGGCGAGACUUCUUGCAAUUCACUACCGGCAGCCCUAAACUUCCAAUUGGAGGUUUCAAGUCCCUGACUCCCAUGUUCACGGUGGUUUGCAAGCCAAGCGAGCCACCUUACACGUCGGAUGACUACCUUCCCAGCGUCAUGACCUGCGUCAACUACUUGAAGUUACCUGACUAUACCGAUCUAGAAGUUAUGAGACGCCGAAUGACGACUGCCAUCAAGGAAGGGCAGGGCGCUUUCCAUCUAUCAUAG